This is a messenger RNA of Caenorhabditis angaria, 576 nucleotides long. Lineage: Eukaryota; Metazoa; Nematoda; Chromadorea; Rhabditida; Rhabditidae. The record is from the annotation of a GenBank genome assembly.
AUGUCUCAACAACCGUUAGAUGACCGUCGGGGUUUUAAAAUCCGAUUCUCAUCGAUCUUAUUUCGCAAUAUUGAUAUUUGUUCUGUUUUCAGAAACACCAACCAAGAAAGAAUGACAGCUGCUCUUGUUGACACUACCAACACAAUGCCCGGAGAAACAACUGUUCCAGUUGAAAAUAUCAAGACCACCACUACUGAAGAAGCAACUCCAACUACCGCUGAAACUUCCACCGCUGCCACCACAGAGCUCACUGCCGAGGAAAAGUCAGUUUUUUUUCUUCUGAAGAAUUUUAAUCAAAGUUGGUUCUUAUUCCCAGGGCUACACAAUUGAAGAACAACUUGACAUCUGGAAAGUGUCUUUUGUUGACACGCGAAUUCAGCAAGGCUGCUGAUCUCUUGAGUUUCGCUUCUCAACUUGCGUAAGUUUUGAAAUGUUCAUACAUUUUCUAUUUCUAUGAAUUUUAGUGGUGAACUCUUCGGAGACGACAGCGAACAAUCAUUUGAUCCUUACUUCUACUAUGGACAAGCCCUUUUGGAACUCAAUAACUUGAAGAUCAAGUUUUCUCAAAUGCUGUGA